Messenger RNA from Cuscuta campestris, 1308 nucleotides. NCBI's taxonomy places the organism in Eukaryota, Viridiplantae, Streptophyta, Magnoliopsida, Solanales, Convolvulaceae. The record is from the annotation of a GenBank genome assembly.
CCCCGCCGCCGCCGCCCCGGAGAAGUAAAGCCAUGUUGAGCUCAGGGAAUUUAAUCUUUCGUGAUUGGUUAAAGAUGAGAAGAAGAGAAAAACGGGUCAAAAAGAAAGUUAAAAAAACAUACGGUGGUGGCGAUCACUGUCCUCCCAGAAAUCGGGUGAUAAUGGACGCCGGCGCCGUCCAAGAAUCGAUCAAGAAUCACGUCGACGUCUCCUUGAAGCUGGCGAAUCGCGUCUUCUCCGCCGUGACCCUAGCCGAAUCCAACCUCGUCUUCUCCCCUCUCUCGAUCAACGUCGUAUUGGCCCUCCUCGCCGCCGGCUCCAAGGGCCGCACUCUCGACGAGCUCCUCGCUUUCCUCAAAUCCCACUCCGCCGACGAUCUCGACGCCUUCUAUUCUCAGGUCCUCUCCCCCGUCUUCGCCGACGGCAGUCCCCUUGGCGGCCCGAGGUUGUCGGCCGCAAACGGCGCGUGGGUCGAGCAGACUCUGCCGCCCUUGAAGGCUUCCUUCAAACAUAUCGUCGAGAGUGUUUACCAAGCCGUUUCUGAAUCGGUCGAUUUCAUGAACAAGGCAAAUGAAGUGGUUAAUCAUAUUAAUUUGUGGGUUAAGAAUCACACCGGCGGUCUUAUUAAGCAGAUACUUAAUCCCAAUGCGGUCGACAAUGGAACUCUAUUCAUUUUAGCAAAUGCACUGUAUUUCAAAGGAGACUGGGCUGAAAAAUUCGAUGCAAAGGAGACAAAGCGCAGAGAUUUCUACCUCUUGGAUGGGAGCUCCAUAAAAGUCCCAUUCAUGAGCAGUUGGAAGGGACAGUGCGUGAGAGCCUUCGAUGGUUUCAAAGGGCUUGGGGUGGCGUCUCCUUUUGAUGGAGGAGAGGGCCUGGCUGAGAUGGUGGACGGCGGAUAUCCACUCCAUGUCACAAAUGUAAUACACAAGUCCUUUAUCGAGGUUAAUGAACAAGGCACUGAAGCUGCUGCUGUCACCGUGGCUCGCAUGGGGUGCGGCGCCUUGAGACCGAGACCACGCCCGGUGUUGGUGGAUUUUGUAGCAGACCAUCCCUUCCUCUAUUUUAUCAGGGAAGAUUUGACGGGAGCCAUUGUCUUACUUGGGACUCUUAUCAAUCCUCUUCAUUAAUUGAUCAUCAGGGCUAGCCUUAAAUUAGUACUCCGUGUUAGGUAGGGUCUAAGCUUAUCUUUAUUCGAAUUAAGAGGCGAAAAAAAAAUUAUGUUCUAGAACUGUAUUGUUUUUUUUUUAUUUCAAGUGUUUAUCAGAUGUUUAUCUUAGAGUAUACUCCGUAUAAAGUUUUCGUUCGAUG